AUGGUAAUUAUCACUGGAUUCAAAAAUAGUAAAUUAACACUCCCACUCCAUCUCCUCCAUUCCCUUCCACCAUUGUCUCCUUUUCCAAUAUUUCUCUCUCCGCCUCUCUCUCUCUCUCUCUCUCCUCAUCUCUUUCUCUCUCUCUUUCUCUCUCCUUCCCUCCAUUCCUGGUCUACCUCCCAGUUCUAUACCUCUCAACAUUUUUCCUAUUCUCCCUUCCCUUCCCUUCUUUCUAUCUUUUUUUCCCUCCUUUCAUUUAUCUCUCUCUUCUUUUCUCGCUUCCUCCAUUCCUUCUCUCUCUUCCGUUCUUCAGCUCUGUCCCUUUCUUCCUAUUCUCUCUCUUUCUCUCUCUCUCUGUCUCAUCCAGUUUUACUCUCCUAUUCUCCUUCUAUGUUUCUCCCUCUUUCUCCUCCCCAUUCCCCUCUCACUCUCUCUCCAUUCCUUCUCUCUCUUCCAUUUUACACCUCUUUCUUUUCCUCAUCAUACUCUCACUCUCUCUCCCUUUCCUCCAUCUCUCUUCUUUCCUCUUUUUCUUCACUUUCCGUUUGUAGCCAUUCUUUACUUCUCUUUGCCUCUCACUCUGAUCUAAUGUUGCCACUCCAAUGUCUUCUGCUUUCUACAAGUGGAGUUCUUUUCCCUCUUGAACGCUACCCAUCGAAAUGA
This is a messenger RNA of Acanthosepion pharaonis, 663 nucleotides long. NCBI's taxonomy places the organism in Eukaryota, Metazoa, Mollusca, Cephalopoda, Sepiida, Sepiidae. The record is from the annotation of a GenBank genome assembly.